Molecule: messenger RNA, 3717 nt
Organism: Silurus meridionalis
Lineage: Eukaryota; Metazoa; Chordata; Actinopteri; Siluriformes; Siluridae
Gene: ldb1a
Product: LIM domain binding 1a
Exons: 13
Coding region: 292-1533 (413 amino acids)
Biological process (GO): nervous system development; positive regulation of transcription by RNA polymerase II; negative regulation of transcription by RNA polymerase II
Cellular component (GO): nucleus; transcription regulator complex
Molecular function (GO): LIM domain binding
Source: RefSeq, a predicted model, not a curated record
UCUCGCUCUUCCCCACAUCACCCCUCUCGUUCACUCUCUCUCUCUCUGUCAGUCCUUUCUUUGUUUAAAGGCUAAUUGACCCAGCUUCAGAUCAGAGGCACUCAGUGCUUGGUCUGCCACAAACAUCGCAGCUCUUGAAGAGAGAGAGAACGUGGUGGUCACUGUGGAACCAACAGUGUGUGUGCGUAUGCGUGUGUGUGUGUGUGUGUGUGUGUAAGAGGAAGCCCAUGCUAGCAGUGCGUGGACUCAACAGCAGCUUUCUGUUCCAAGCAGACCCAAACAUGUGAGAAGAUGUCUGUUGGAGGUUGCGCUUGCCCAGGCUGUUCGUCCAAGUCGUUCAAGCUGUACUCCCCAAAGGAGCCUCCCAACGGUAGUGCCUUCCCCCCAUUUCACCCAGGCACUAUGCUGGACAGAGAUGUGGGCCCGACGCCAAUGUACACCCCUUCGUACAUGGAACCAGGAAUUGGGAGGCAUACACCGUAUGGAAACCAAACAGACUACAGGAUAUUUGAACUCAAUAAACGGCUGCAGAACUGGACAGAGCAGGAUUGUGACAAUCUGUGGUGGGAUGCCUUCACUACAGAAUUCUUCGAAGAUGAUGCCAUGUUAACAGUCACAUUCUGUUUGGAAGAUGGCCCUAAAAGAUACACUAUCGGCCGGACGCUGAUUCCUCGGUACUUUAGAAGUAUCUUUGAGGGAGGAGCUACUGAACUCUUCUAUGUACUAAAGCAUCCAAAGGAGUCUUUCCACAGCAACUUUGUUUCUCUUGAUUGCGAUCAGUGCACCAUGGUCACACAGAACGGCAAGCCCAUGUUUACACAGGUUUGUGUAGAAGGCAGGUUAUAUCUGGAAUUCAUGUUUGAUGAUAUGAUGCGAAUAAAGACGUGGCACUUCAGCAUCAGACAGCAUCGGGAAGUCGUUCCACGCAGCAUAUUGGCCAUGCAUGCACAAGACCCACAGAUGCUUGACCAGCUUUCAAAAAACAUCACAAGAUGUGGGUUGUCCAAUUCAACAUUAAACUACCUCCGACUCUGUGUAAUCCUGGAACCCAUGCAGGAGUUAAUGUCCAGACACAAGACAUAUAGCCUCAGUCCUCGAGAUUGUUUAAAGACCUGCUUAUUUCAGAAAUGGCAAAGGAUGGUUGCCCCACCAGCUGAGCCAGCAAGACAAGCGCCAAACAAGCGACGGAAACGAAAGAUGUCUGGUGGCAGCACUGUGAGCACUGGUGGAGGCAACAACAAUAACAGCAACAGCAAGAAGAAAAGUCCGGCCAACAACUUUGCGCUCUCCAGCCAGGUACCUGACGUGAUGGUGGUGGGUGAGCCCACUCUGAUGGGAGGGGAGUUCGGGGACGAGGAUGAGCGGCUGAUCACACGACUGGAGAAUACGCAGUUUGAUGCGGCCAAUGGCAUCGAUGAUGAGGACAGUUUCAGCAACUCCCCAGCUUUAGGCAACAACAGCCCGUGGAACAGCAAAGCUCCCUCCAGCCAGGAGAGCAAGAGCGACAACCCCAGCUCCCAAUCGGCCCCAUAGACUGGAAUACUCACUGUGUAUAGAUAGGGAGAUGGCAAUACCAAAUGCCUGCUUUUGUUCAGAAUGGCACUCGCAUUGUAGUAACGCCAGCCUUCCUAAUGCAGUGUUCUGCUCCAGGGAGUCCUCACUGGCCAGUUUGUCAACUUGUGAAAUUGUGAUUUGCUGCAUAUUGUAGGAUUUCAAUUUGAUACAGUUAAAUUUCAUAAUCGAACAGUUUCUUUUAAAAGAGCUCACUGUGCAUUUUGUGCCUGAGAGAAAUUCCAGUGUUUGGUCCGUUUGAGUUCUCUGAGCCUCAGAGUUAGUGAAGGAAGUCCAUGUCUGUGGGUUCUUGUUCCAACCUCGGGUCUCAGUGGGUGCUGUGCUUAACAAUGCAUGGCGGUUUCUGUUAUGCUCACUUUCACAUGGAAGGCUUCUUUUAUUGAAUCAUCUAAUGAUAACUAUUAUGUGCACCUCAGACUCAAAACCAACGCUAAAUUAUUUGUUUUGUAGGACCUGGUUGGAACAAAAACCUGUACAGUUCCAGAGCUUGAGGACCGGAGUUGAGAACCACUACGUAAAAUCUUUUAAGAAAGAAAUAAAUUAAUAAAAAAAAAGAUAAGCAAAUAAGUGAAAGCCUCGAUGGUACUGGAAUUGUGGUCAUGCUCAGUAUGGUCAUAAGCUGAAGUGGACCAUGAGGACAGGCUCCAAAGAGGUGUUUGUUUUUCUCAAUUUUUUUUUCUCAAUUUUUCUUUUUAUUAUUAUUAUUUUUAUUUUUCUAGCAAUUUGUAAGGGAAAAAAGUACAAAAUACCCUGAAUAUCCUUUGCACUGUUGCCACUCUAUUUUUUAUCUAUUUUUCUUAAAAGAAAAUUAUCAUACAUGUUUUUUUUUUUUGUUUGGUUUUUUUAAAUCCUGCCCUAUUAAUAUUAAGUGGAAUUUAAUUAAUUAUGUAACUGGAGAAUGGUAGAUUUAUAUAUGAUCAUUUGUAUUAUUAAAAUUAUUACUUUGUGGUACAAAGCUGAGGUCCUGGUAAUGUUGUACUAAAGGUUUCAUGGCAUGUAUGUCUGAAAUCUGCAUCUUCCAGAUAUAAGGCUUACAGAUUAUUUGUAGGAUCUCCCCUUUUUAUGUAUUCCUAUUUGAAGGCCUUUACCUCCGUGUGUACGGUACACACACUCGGUAAUUUAAGUCCAUACGAAAGAUUUUUAAUCUGUACAGGACAGUAGUCAACUCUAUACCUAUUAAAGUCUUCAUGGUACAUUAACCAUGGUUUCAAAGGCAGAAGCAAAGCACCUCUUUUCCUCAACAAUAGAGUUGAUUGAUGAUUAUUGUAGUCUCCCAUGUAUGGGUUUGUUAUUGUUUAUUUUAUUUUUUUAUUUUUUUUUUUAAAUAUAUGCUACAGACCAAGGAGCAAUGAGCAAGAUAAUUCAACUGAACUAUUGUGUAUUUGAUUCUAUGAAGAAAACCUUUCAUAAUUUUGUUUGUGUAUUUGUGCUUGUAUAUUUAAGACUGUAGCUAAGGUCUGUAUAAGUGUAACUGUAUUUACUCGUCUUUAGAACAUCUCUAAAGAUCUGCAUUUUAAUGUAAAAAAACAAAAUCCAUGCAUUGUAGUCAGUGUUCUUUAGAGAUAAUAGCCAUAGGUAUCAUUUAUUUCUGGGAUUUAGUUUAUAGGUUUUUCAGUGUACAAUGUAUUUAUUUUCUUUUUCAUUGCCAUUGCAUCAUGUGUGUAUACAUUACAUUAUGUCAGAAUUCUGCCAUCUUCAAAGAGAACGAUGGCAUUGCCAUUUUCUAUUUCUCAUCACCUCAUCAUUUCAGUUUGUUAAAAAACAAAACUAAAAGUUAUCUGGCAAAAAAAAAAUAAUCAGUCCUUAAGCUUUUAAAACCCAAAAGAUUAAAACACCAGAGGGCAUUGCGUGUUUUGGUUCUGUGUACUUAAACAAGGGAAGAAUUAUACUAAUUCAGCUAAGUAUUCUGCUAAAUCUUCUGGAUGAUUUAUACAUAUAUAUAAAAAAAAAACUCCAGUAAAAUACUUGUUAAAAUCCCUUUCUUUGUCACCAUUAGGGGUUUUCACUAAAUUAACAGUAAAGGGUUAAACCCUUUUUGUGUCCCUGUCAAGCCCCUUUGAUAGUGGCAGUUUGAUAAAUCUAUUUUUUUCUAUUGUCUGCUCUUGACGAUUCAUGUAUGGUAUAAUAAACCAAUUUUCAUGUAAA